This is a messenger RNA of Colletotrichum phormii, 1071 nucleotides long. RefSeq lists its product as uncharacterized. The transcript has 2 exons. NCBI's taxonomy places the organism in Eukaryota, Fungi, Ascomycota, Sordariomycetes, Glomerellales, Glomerellaceae. The record is from RefSeq and is a predicted model, not a curated record. The coding region runs from base 1 to 1071 and encodes 356 amino acids.
AUGGCGAAAGAUUCAGUUAUCCCGAUUUUCUCCUCUCCUGAAGACGAAGCCGCGAUCGUUCCGUUGUCUCACAAGUCGAGCUCGAGACUGGCCAAGCUUUCUCCUUCCAUCGAGAGAAAGAAGAGAAAGAAGUCGAAGCAAGGAGACGAGACCCCAGAGUCUCCAAAGUCUUUCAAGAAGCCCAAAAUCAAGUUCCGCCCCUCGAGCAGCAAGCACCAGAAGAGGGGCAGCCCCAAGCCCAUGACACCGUCCCCACUCGCAACAUAUCCCCUAGCUCGUAGGCCCAGUCACAGCUUUAUAAAGCGCUCGACCAUCGAUAAAGAACGAAAGCCUACCGAACCAGACGUUGAGCCGCUUGUGACCGUCGAGGCUGGUGACACCGUCGAGGCAGAUGACGCCAACUCGGAAGACAAGCCUAUGGCUAGCACAUCACACACAGGAAACUCGAUCGCUGAUCAGGCCUACGCGAUCCCCGAGCAGCCCAUAAGAGACAAGGCCAAUCCCGACCUCAGCACCCAGCUUGCCCAGAAACUCGAGCCAUCCACCCAUGUGCCUGGGAAAGAGACACUGACAGAUGAUGAUAACUGCUACAUCUCCAAGGCUGCCUUCAACCUCCUCACAAGCCGCCAUGUGACCUUGCAGCACAUGGUCAUGACGUUCAUCGACUCUGUGAACGACUUGCAGACCACAAGCAAGGUUGACAGGAACAUUCGCGACGGAAUUCUUGCCGAGGCCAAGUCUCUCCAAAUGGGUAUCAAGGCAGUUUCCAAUGCUGCAUUCCAGCUUCCGUGGCCCAUGCUCUGCCCCUACUCGCGGCCGAAUUGGACUUCCAAUCCGACAAAUACCCUUGCAACCAUCGAUAAGUUCAACGAGAAGAAGAGAAUUAACGCUGCAGUCAAGGCAGCCGCCGCCGCGCAGCAGGCUGCGGAAGAGGGGGCAGAGAUGGCAGACAACGACGGCUCUGAGAUUGAAGUCGAACCCGAGGAUGAAGAGGAAGUGGAAGACAUCGAGGAGGAGCAGACGGCCAACACUGAUGGGGAACCAAUGGAUGAGUCGGAACAAAUGGGCUAG